AAGGCCUAGAAGUGUUGCUGCUGUUGUCCGCACAAAAGUCCAAGUUUUUUUUUCAGACGUGAUUCCGGAUCUUACUCGGAUGAAGGAAGGAAGUUGUUUGAGGUGGCGGGCCAGUUGAGACAGUGACUACUUUGAAUUCUUUCUCGUUUUGCAUAUAUUUAUGUGAUUCUGCUGAUGCAGGUAAGGACAUCAACGCAUCUGUAGAUUCUGUGUCGGGGUAGCUAGCUAUCGAGUCGAGGGAAGCAGGAAAGAGCACUACCAUAAUAGAUCUCUAAGCCAUCAAGUUGCCUCCUCAAUGUGAUAACUUUCCGUUGACAGGUGUCAUGGCGAGCACUAUCAUACCGACAUACUCCGCGUACACGCCGCAUGGAGACAACCCAACUCGGGCUCGUAAAUUUCCAAAAUAUGCUACCAAACGGCCUUACGUAACCACGGCAGUAGACCCAGUUUCCCGAUUCGCCACGUCGAAAGUCCGUCCCACGACCUCAGCACCCAGUAUACUUUCAACAUCAUCUGUGACACCACCAUCCCGUUUGACUACCAGUCGGCUAACACCAACACCAAAAAUACAUGUGCCGGUCAACACCUCAAAGAAACCGCCGUCCUCAACCUAUCCUGUCAUAACGAUUCCGCCAACCUACCAAAGAUCCACAGCAAGACCUACAUCACAUGAUGGCGUACAUGAAGUCAAUUCUGUAGCUAUUGCACUUGGAAUCAUCCUGGUACUAUCGUAUGUUGUCUUCAUCUUUGCAUACCUCCGUCGUCGGAGACCUAACCGGUUGGGACGCAAGAGCAAGGACGCAGAGUUCAAAGAGUCAACGUUCUCUCCAUCAGCAUCACCACAUCCUCCAAAGCUAAAGAUCCUUGCAGAGACGAAGACCAUCGGUGUGCCACAUGGCAAAGAGGCACAUCUUCAUCAAGAGCAGCAACCAAACAGACCCCAUGUUGAAGAAGGUGGCUACACAUCACUGCUGCCUGUGAAUCAGCCAGUAGACGGCGAUGGGGGAAUCCUCAAGGUGGCCCUUGCUACUCAUUGGUCUAAUAGGAUGGCCGGACAAUUGGAGGAUACGCCAGACAGUGACGGGUACGAGAUCGUCAAGACUGCCCGUCCUUCUCCUGUGCCCAUCGGCAAGGUUCGUCAGACUGGUCAAAGGACGGGAGACGACGGGUACGAGAAUACCAAGACCACCCGUCCCAUCCCCGUGCCUAAACUCAAGGCUCGCCCGGUGAGGAAAGCAGUAUACAAUGACGGGUACGAAAACACCAAGAGGGCACGGCCCAUGCCGAUGCCUCAAGGAAAGGGUCGCCAUAUGUGGAAAGAGCAAGAUGAUGAUGAUUACGAGCUUGUCCAAACAGAUAAGGUGAAGCCCAAGCCGAAGCCUAUUUUUAGAUGUAAGCAUACUUAUUUUUGAACUUGAAACUAGUUAUUCAUCUUGAAUUUAAAGAUAUGUGUUCGAAACAAUUUCGUAAUUAACAAUAAUUCCUCAUGACUUCUUGAGAAUAUUAGUUAUGAACCCCCCCCCCCCCCCUGUAGUUAGAAGUCUCAAGCGCACGCUUCUGAUUCUGAUCGCAACGGGUUUCAGGUAUGAAUAGAAAUAGGAUGUUUUUAGAUGUCCAGGUGUUUGAGGUAAUUGUGAUUCAUGAAGGUGCAUAUUUUAUAGCUGUCCCCUUUAUAAGAGAAAAUACAAUGACAAUCAAAUUACUUUAAAAUUUACACGACAUAUUUAAAAGGGACAAUUUUUAUUUCAUACAAAAGCAUAAGUUAUAAACUUUUAUUUGUACAAUACAAUAGACAGAUUACCAGAAGAAAUGCGGGAAAAGACUGGCAGUUAGAAAUAGAAACUUGAUUAUGAUAACUCGUUAGCAAAGCGUUUUUUUUUUCCUAAUUCAAACUGUAUCUUCAGUCUGAUAAUUACCGCGAUUCAAAUGCAUGUACAUCAACCAUCGAUCCUUGGCGAUAUUAUUAUUCCACCAAAUGCUACAUGAUCAUUUUUUGCACCACGG
Lytechinus pictus (painted urchin) is the source of this 2004-nucleotide messenger RNA. RefSeq lists its product as uncharacterized. The record is from RefSeq and is a predicted model, not a curated record. Bases 324 to 1412 code for a protein of 362 amino acids. NCBI's taxonomy places the organism in Eukaryota, Metazoa, Echinodermata, Echinoidea, Temnopleuroida, Toxopneustidae. The transcript is spliced from 2 exons.